AUGGUUCGUCAGCUGCACGACGGUAUGAUGGCGCGAGUCACGGACAACGGAGCUGUCUCAGAGGCAUUCGCAGUGACCAACGGAGUGAAGCAGGGAUGCGAGCUAGCACCUCCCCUGUUCAGUCUUAUGUUCUUUGCCAUGCUGAUGUACGCCUAUCAUGAUGAGCACCCCGGGAUCCGCAUCGCCCACAGGACGGACGGUCAGCUUCUGAAUCAAACACGGAUGCACGUCCAAUCGCGCUUAUGCCUUUAAUUUGUUGACUUUCUAUUUGCAUACCGUCCGUUUGCCUUCCUUGUUUCUACCAUCAUGACCUCUAAAAAUUCCAACGAUGCCACUACUUCACUUAGUGGACUUGUUUCUUCUCUCCCAGACUUUUGGCAACACGCGCCAGAGCUUUAUUUUUUCCGUAUCAAGGCGACAUUUCACUCCGCCAAGAUAACACGUGAAACGGACAAAUAUUAAAAUCUGGUCAAGAUCCUUCCUCCGACUAUUCUUUCCCAAGUGCGAACGUUUCUGAGAGAUCCCCGACUGAUGCUCCCUACACCAAGUUAAAGGUUGAACUUCUUCGCCUGACAGCAGUCUUCGAUCGGCAGCGUUAUCGCGCGCUGGUAAAAGUGGAAGCCUUGGGUGAUCGCAAGCCGUCGGAACUCUUGCGUCGUAUGCGUUCUCUUGUUGGGAACAUGAGAAUCGACGACAAGUUCUUUAAAGAGAUAUUCUUAGAACGUCUGCUGACGUCGGUACAAACAAUUUUGGCCCCUGGCUCCGACGACCUAGAUAUAUCAAAGUUAGCGGAGAUGACUGACCGUAUGAUGGAGGUUGAGCGUUUGUCAUCCCCGAGGAUCGCUCAGGUUUCCCAGCUUCUCACCGUGUCCACUUCUGACCUGGCUGAACUUAAGACACAGAUUGCCCUGUUGUCAGCGACUGUUGCCUCUUUGCAGCUGCGCCAAUCUCCCGGUCCCUCUCGACGUUCUUUCGUCCGUGACCGUCGUCGUUCCCGCUCUCGCCCCAGGACCGCAAACCUAUGCUGGUAUCAUGUCAACUAUGGCGAUAAGGCGCGGCGCUGUGUCCCACCCUGCUCCUCUAAGUCCACGCAGGGAAACUCCUCGGCCGGAGAGUAA
This is a messenger RNA of Spirometra erinaceieuropaei, 1118 nucleotides long. Lineage: Eukaryota; Metazoa; Platyhelminthes; Cestoda; Diphyllobothriidea; Diphyllobothriidae. The record is from the annotation of a GenBank genome assembly.